This is a messenger RNA of Symbiodinium sp. CCMP2456, 987 nucleotides long. The record is from the annotation of a GenBank genome assembly. NCBI's taxonomy places the organism in Eukaryota, Dinophyceae, Suessiales, Symbiodiniaceae.
AUGUCAAUCUUUCAGAACUCUUCGUCCCAUGGGCGCCUUGUGGGUGGACCUAGUCGACAUCAAGCACAGGACGAAGACGUAGAAGACAGCGAGGACGACGAGGUGAUUUGCGCGGAGUCCUUCGAUGAUCGGAUGGCCAUGGGUGAAGAGUACGAGGAGGUCGAUGACGAAGCGGAGCUGCAGGCCGACCGAGAUCAGCAAAUCCUUCAAGAGGCAUGUCUCCCGGUCUCUGGUGCCCCGAUGCCGCCCAGCGAGGGUCCACCCAAGGAUGCUGACGAGUACCUGCGCCAGGUGCAGUGGGAGAGACUGCACUGUCCGGAGGUCGUCGACGUCGAUGUGAAGGAGCGGAAGUCGAAGCACAAGGUCGAUGGCCCCCUCAGUGGAAAGGACGGCUCUGGAGGUCUGCUCGCGCUGUUCCAGGCACCCGAGGUGCCAGCCCGCUUCCGCCAUGCAGAGGCGUGGGCCUCCGAUGCUGCCGCUUCGUUUCGGCACCUGCGGGCGCUUUGUGAACUCGAGUGCAAGUCUGGGAAACGGGCGCAAUCGCUCUCCUAUGAGGAGUGGCGGCGACAUGUCGCAAAGGAUCGGCCAGACUCGCAGCUGCUCGCAGCCCAGGAUUUCGUUGGAAUCAACCAUCUCGUGGUGGUGGCCAUCGACAAGUUCGAGAAAGACCUAGAGUCUUUUCAGUGUGCCACGGACGAGAGCGACGCUGGCUUCCUGUCUGGUUUUCAAGGCGAAGGGGUCGAUUCAGUCAGCGAGUGGAUAUUUGCGGCGCUGGCGUUCGUGGAGGAACCCUUGGUCGACGACAUUCAGUAUCAGCUGCAGCGGUUGCGACGCGUUUGCUGCCGCUUCGCUGCGGCCGUUGAGGGCACAGCUGCGAAGGCUGAUGGCGACAUGGAGCCAGGUGCAGCUGAAGCCACCUGUGCUUUCCUCCAUCCCCGGGUGGCGCUGCUGCUGGUCCUCGUCAUCGAAGUCUUCGGACAGCAUUGA